UCAAUCAAAAAAUCAAAUCAUAUACCAUCAAUACACAGAUAAACAAAUCACUUUGUUCUUCAGUUUGCAAAUCAAGCGCCUACAGAAAAAUGGAUUUGAGGGUAAUGGGAUUUGAUCCACUCCUCAACACACUCUACCACAUUCUCGACGAUGACAAUCACUCAGCCAACGACACCAACAAAUCCACCCAAGCCCGAACCUAUGUCCGUGAUGCCAAAGCCAUGGCAUCAACUCCAGCAGACGUGAAAGAGUAUCCGAAUUCCUUUGUGUUUGUAGUGGAUAUGCCGGGAUUGAAGUCGGGCGAUAUCAAGGUACAGGUGGAGGAAGACAAUGUGCUGGUGAUUUGUGGCGAGAGACAGAGAGAAGAGGAGAAAGAAGGUGUCAAGUAUGUGAGGAUGGAGAGGAGGGUUGGCAAGUUUAUGAGGAAGUUUGUGUUGCCUGAGAAUGCUAAUUUGGAGACAAUCAAAGCUGUUUGUCAGGACGGUGUGUUGAGUGUUACGGUGGACAAGUUGCCACCGCCGGAGCCGAAGAAGCCUAAGACUAUCGAGGUCAAGAUUGCUUAAAUGAAGAUGCAUUGCUCUCGGAUUGGCUUGGAAUGUUUUUCUUACCUAUCGUAUGUUUGUUCAACUUAUGUGUGCGUGAGAGUUUCUUAUGUUGCCCAAAUGUAAUGGAGUGACUGCUUAUGCUUUGUGCUGUUAAAUUGUGUGUUUAGAGCAAUUCCCAUUUCCCAGUC
This is a messenger RNA of Daucus carota subsp. sativus, 733 nucleotides long. Its product is annotated as 17.3 kDa class II heat shock protein-like. The record is from RefSeq and is a predicted model, not a curated record. Bases 90 to 563 code for a protein of 157 amino acids. Gene Ontology annotation, biological process: response to heat; protein folding; protein complex oligomerization. NCBI's taxonomy places the organism in Eukaryota, Viridiplantae, Streptophyta, Magnoliopsida, Apiales, Apiaceae. The transcript has a single exon.